GUUUCGUUCGUUCACUCAUUCAGUUUUGAGACAUACCCGAGAACGGAUCAACGAAACGAAGAAAAUCUAGAAGAAAAGUACCAAAGACAGUUUUUUCAUACCCAAUUGAAAAGAGUGAAAAAUUGCUUGGAAAAGUUUGCACGCUUUGCGGUAGAAAAGAUCAAAAUAUAAACAGUUUCAAAAAGGUGCAAUUUAAUUAACCGGAAGACGGUUCAGAAUACGUUGAAAUCGGAAGGAGUGUGUGAAUUUUUCGUUCGUCGCACAGCCGAAAAAACGCAGAAGGAGGAAUAUUUGCGUUAAAGGGAAAGUUCGACAUUGAAACGACGACGCACACAAACAAACGUGGUGUGAAAAAGCAGUGAAGAGUCGGUUUGCAGCGUUGACGGAAAACUUUAUCGAUUUUUUGAGAGUGUGUCGAGUUUGGAUACGCUAGACGUCGCACGUAGUCUUCGUGUCAGAAGUUUUUCGGAGACAAUUGUGUGUACAACUCGAGGAAGCAAUCGAUAAUCGUAACCGGAUUCCGUACUACUGGAUUGUAUUUGGAGUGAGAAGUUAUAAAAAAACAUACAACGAAAAAAUGGCUUUCAUGAUGCCAGUGAUGAAAAACGAGUUCGACAUUUACAAGGGCCGCCAGCGGCGAGUGUCGGAGUGUUCGAAUAACAGUUCCUGCCGUUCGCGGAAGGUUUCGGAGAGUUCACGUUCCGAUUGCCCUAGUUUGUCGACGUCACCGGGCAACGAGUUUAUGGCCGGUUCGCCAGCUCGUCAUCGCAGCCAUCCAAUGUACAUGUCGCAUUUGGGAUCAACUCGGCCUCAGUUUUCGCGUAACUCUUCCCGGACCUCGCAAACAUCUUUGAUUACCAGCCCGAGCAAGGCCAGCUCUGGUAGUAGUCCCCCGAAGCCGGCCGCCGCCGACAGCCAGAGCAGUUUGAACAAGUUCCAUAUCCGGUUGGUGGACAAGCUUCGUAAGUCUUUACGGAAGAGCAAAUCCACCGAAGGCCGGUCAUGAGAAGAUACGCCGGUAUCCAGUAGUGAUCCUCCGGACGCCGAAACGGAUUCGCGGGAUGAUGCAGAGGAUGACGACGAGAACGAGGGACGGGUUGAGAACGGGGAAUUGGUGUUGUCGGACAGUAUCCUGCACGUUACGUCCAAACCACCGCUUCCCCGGCAUCGUUCCAGUGCACCGCGCCGGACCAGCAGUUGCAGCGAGAGCGGUCGGUGCCGAUCCAGGCGUGGCACUUUCAGUGGCCCGAGGUAAUUUCUGGCGGAAGCUUCUUGUGAAUUUGUAGUAGUGAUAAGAGAGGCGAGUGUAGAUCUAAUCUUGUUAAUGGCGUAUUAUGUUCUGUAAACGCAAUUAUCUAUUGUGAGACCAACAUUGGAUGAUAAAUAUAUCCAGGAGAAACGGGUGCCAUUAAGUGCGAUGUUAAUUUGUGUAGAACAUGGCCUGAAGAAUGCCGAUAGAACGCACUUGUACAUCGAAGAGGAGAAGCACAACCUGAUUGCAAGCGCGUACGUUAAAUUUUGGAUAUUUCAAAGGACACAAAAAAUGGUUCUAUGUUAGGAGGCAGCAGCUUUAGCUAUUUUAGUUACCGGUUCAAAGUUUGGGUUCUUCGUAGACAAGAUAGUUUUCUCUCUCCCUAUAUCAAUCGAUAAAUGCAUUCAACAUCAGAGACUAAUCACUGUGUAAAGACAUCUUUUGUAUCGCUAGUUCGCCUCGUUGCUCAACGAUGACCGAGAAAGUCGCUUCUAUUAAAUAAUCGUUUUACCGCAUCAAAAUCAAAAGCAGGCGAACAAAACUACAAACUUAUGUAACGCAUACCUACUAUAUACAUACCUAACCGACAAACACCGAUUAGCCACGCUUGCAAACGCGAACAACUCUUUGGAAGUGAGCUGUAUGUAUAUCUACCAAUAAUCGAAUAUUCUAAACUAUUUGGUAUUGAAUAAGCAAAAGCUAUAAACCGCAAACGGUACCUAAUCGACCGAGUUCGUCAAAUCGAAACGCAUUGAACUAAUCUAAUCCAAAUCUGUGAUAUGUGCUAAAUAUGCAUAGAUUUACAUUAGAUAAUUAAAAAAACAGACAAACAAUAUACAUUAUAUACACGGUUUUACUCAAUCAGCCCACUAUUCGGGCCCGAUAUUGAAGACAAACACACCAAAUUAUCACAAUUUUAGUGCAAAAGCGAAUCUUUUCGGUUCUAAGAUGAUACACAACAUGAUAAAAAUAAAUUAUCUAUAGAUGUCUAGCUGUGUGUACACGUCUCGUGUUUGGGUGUUAUCAAAUCGGACCCAUAGGAGAGGAAAGGCAAGCAAAACAGAGUACUUAUUUCUGAUCAGAGAGCGAGAGAGAUAUUACAGACCGAAGGCAAGCAUAGCUUAUGUCCACGCAUUAUCACACAUAAUCAUAACUCAUACGCAUCAGAUUUAGAAAAAAAGUUAACCGAAAUUAUCGUACAUUUUUCGAAGCCUGAGUAUAAAAGUUAGCUGUGAUUCGGAAGAACAAGAAAAAAUCAUUGAGUGCGCCACGUGAGCGCUUGUUCAUUAGUAGGGCUUCUGUUUGGACGCUUGUGUCAUACGGAAUUGGGAAACCGACAAAGCAUGCGGUGGCGAUGAUGGGAUCACGAUUACAGACAAAACGGCAAAAGGGUUUAUUUUUGGUCGAGUUUUCGGCCUUUUCUGAAAUUGAUGCAUUACGUGAUUUGUUUGUGGUCGAUCCGCUAAAUUUAUUUACACAAAAAGCUAUUACAGGCCGGUCCAAAAGCAAAAUUAAACUGUAAAUAUAUCGCGCUUGCUUCAUACAUCUACAAAUCCAAACCGUCUUUUCGCGUUGUUAAAUUCUACUUUUUCACUUAGCUGUAUUCUACUUGGAGACUUUUUACUAGCCUCAUAUUGAUGUCCUGCUUAUAGAGCUUUCCCGUUCCCACUUGGUAGAUGUAUAUGACACAUUUGAAUAGUAUUAGCAAAAAUAUGAACAAAAAAUCAAAACAAAUAAACACUAAAUGAAUAUCACGCAAAACAAAGCUUUAUUUUAAUUAAAGACUGCUGCUUAGGUUAAAUUGUAUUUUAUGUUUUUUGUAGAGAAUAGCGAACCACCAAGUUAAUAUACGAUUAGAACGUUAGUUUUAAUAAGCUUCACCUUUAGGACGCUGCAGGCUUUGAAGCUGGCUCACAAACAGACGUUUGCGUCGAACUGUCAUGUUAUGAAAGAUCUGUCAAACUGCACGUACACGUACGCUUUGUGUGCCAGCCUAUACAGAUUUCAGUCCGUCAUAAUUUGUUAGCGAAUCUAUAGAAUAUAGAAUAGAAUAUAGAAAUAAAUUUUGCAUUAACUUGUAGGUAGGUGUAUUUUCUCCUAUUCACACCUUCGAAAGGUGUUCGUAAAAACGCAAAAAAAAAAAAACCAAGGCAAGUAAUUAGUUGAUUGGAAUCACUUUGGAAAGUAUUAAUUUCCUCAGCCAAAAAACGAAAGCAAGAGUAAAACAUUCCACUUUGCCAAAACUCAUCUCAGAAAG
This is a messenger RNA of Aedes aegypti (yellow fever mosquito), 3509 nucleotides long. RefSeq lists its product as uncharacterized. The transcript has a single exon. Bases 578 to 1006 code for a protein of 142 amino acids. Lineage: Eukaryota; Metazoa; Arthropoda; Insecta; Diptera; Culicidae. The record is from RefSeq and is a predicted model, not a curated record.